AUGAUUUUCCUAGCAACAUUAGUGAUUAUGGUGAAGAUAGUGUCGGUUGAGGUUAUGGUUUUCCCAGCAAGCAAUUGUGACUUCAGUGUGUCAGUGCUGCCACAUCAGGUGUAUGGCUUUAACAAUCCCCAUUUUCCGGGCACCUACACUGCCGGUGUAACCUGUCGUUGGAUAUUUGACUGUCCUGAAUAUACCUGUCGAGUGCAGUGUCGCGAUGUUGGACUUCCUAAAACACAAGGAUGUUUUAUGGACAGACUUCUGGUCUCCAUUACUGGCAAUUUAUUCUUCGAGGGCGCAGAAGUGUUCUGCGGCCGAACUUCUAUCAAUACCACAUCUAUUGGUACCAGGAUAACAAUUGGAUUAAUGUCACGUGCAAUGAGCCCCGGUGGAAGGUUUAGAUGUACAGUGAGAACCGAGCCUUUUCAACAUCCAUGGGCCAAAUUUGCCCAUUCACCAAAUGAGAUCAUUUCUGACGAGAAACGGCGGUAG
Messenger RNA from Arctia plantaginis, 489 nucleotides. The record is from the annotation of a GenBank genome assembly. Lineage: Eukaryota; Metazoa; Arthropoda; Insecta; Lepidoptera; Erebidae.